AAAUCUCAGAAAAUGACCUUCCAAAAUGGCAGCAUACUGACAGAAUUCAUCCUCCUGGGACUCACAGAUCUCCCAGAACUCCAGCCUCUCCUCUUUGUGCUGUUUCUGGUUGUGUAUAUGGUCACCCUCCUGGGCAACUUGGGCAUGAUUGUCUUAAUUACACUGGACUCUCACCUUCAUACACCCAUGUACUUCUUCCUCACAGUUUUAGCCUUUGUAGAUGUUUGUUACACCACCAAUGCAACCCCACAGAUGUUGGUAAAUUUCUUAUCAGAGAAGAAAUCCAUCACCUUUGCUGGAUGCUUCACCCAGUGUUACCUUUUCAUUGCCCUUCUCCUCACUGAGUUUUACAUGCUAGCAGUAAUGGCCUAUGACCGCUACAUGGCCAUAUGCAACCCUCUGCACUACAGUGUGAAGAUGUCCAAGUCUGUUUGCAUCUGCCUGGCCACAUCUCCUUUUGUCUAUGGCUUCUCAGAUGGACUGUUUCAGGCCAUAUUGACCUUUCGCUUGAACUUCUGUAGCUCCAAUGUCAUCAAUCACUUCUACUGUGCUGACCCACCCCUCAUCAAGCUAUCUUGCUCUGAUACUUAUGUCAAAGAACAUGCCAUGCUCAUUUCAGCUGGUUUCAACCUCUCCAACUCCCUCACCAUCAUCCUGGUGUCCUAUGCCUUUAUUAUUGCUGCCAUCCUCCGGAUCAAGUCAUCCCAAGGAAGGCGCAAAGCAUUCUCCACCUGUGGCUCCCACAUGAUGGCUGUUACCCUGUUUUAUGGGUCCCUCUUCUGCAUGUAUGUAAGACCCCCGACCGAUAAGACUGUGGAAGAAUCCAAGAUAAUAUCUGUUUUCUAUACCUUUGUCAGUCCACUACUUAAUCCAUUGAUCUACAGUCUGAGGAACAAAGAUGUAAAGCAGGCUUUGAGGAAUGUCCUCAAGCAAAAUAUGGCUACUAAAUUUUCAUUGCCUUCAAUCUUCAAUAAACCUUAG
Erinaceus europaeus (western European hedgehog) is the source of this 981-nucleotide messenger RNA. Its product is annotated as olfactory receptor 5M11-like. Lineage: Eukaryota; Metazoa; Chordata; Mammalia; Eulipotyphla; Erinaceidae. Gene Ontology annotation, cellular component: membrane. Gene Ontology annotation, biological process: sensory perception of smell; G protein-coupled receptor signaling pathway. The transcript has a single exon. The coding region runs from base 13 to 981 and encodes 322 amino acids. Gene Ontology annotation, molecular function: olfactory receptor activity; G protein-coupled receptor activity; odorant binding. The record is from RefSeq and is a predicted model, not a curated record.